Messenger RNA from Peronospora farinosa, 1872 nucleotides. NCBI's taxonomy places the organism in Eukaryota, Oomycota, Peronosporomycetes, Peronosporales, Peronosporaceae. The record is from the annotation of a GenBank genome assembly.
AUGUCUUCAAACUUUGAGAAUCAGAAUGGGAAUCCGCCUCUACCGUCCUUUGUGACCGAUGGCUUUUUAUCUUCAUCAUCUUAUAGUCGCCGAAAUAGUCAUCAAAAUGAAGAUCAUUCGGAUGAAAUGGAUGUCAUGGCUCAAUUGGCUUCGCAGUACUAUACGCCAACUCGUAAUCGCUCUUUUUCGGCUCCGAUUCAGCCGUCAGCACUGGCAUCCGCCUGGAAUGCACUUGCAGAUGAUACGUCUCUGUCUGUUGCAGCUGCGAUGCAGCAUCAACAUGAGAUUCAGAGGCAGAAUCGGAAUUUGAGACCAAAUCAGCCACCACUGCCACAGGGUCCACCGCCUCCGGUGCUUACCAUUAUGGAGCCAUCUUCUUCAUGUAGUGAUGAUAUGGUAGUUGGAGCAAUUGGACAGGCCGUGCAGUCAUUGCACUUACCAAGUGACGAGAAUAAUGAAGCUGGCCACCAAGUUGAUGGUUGUGGUGGGUUUUCAUCGGGUGCCCCGCUGCCGGCUACGUUUCUCCGCACGGUUUGUGAUCAAUUGGAGUACUAUUUCUGUGAUGAAAACUUGCUGGGAGAUUUGUUCUUGUUGAAAAACAUGAAUGUUGAUGGAUAUGUGAAGCUGGAAUUGCUGGCCUCCUUUGGUCGAGUGAAGAAGUUGACGAGCGACAUGGACGAGAUCAAGAAGGCAUUGGAAUUGUCGACCAAAUUGCUGCUAAAUGAAGACGAGAGUAUGGUGUGUCGUAAAGAACCACUGUGUCCGAACCAGACGUACCAUGGCAAGUUAGCUCGCACGGCCAUUGCCUAUAACUUGUCGGAAGACGCGUCGGUUGCUUCAUUGCGCGAAACAUUUGAGGGAUGUGGUGAGAUUUCGUAUUUGCGCCUGCUGAAGAAAAACACAACAACCGGUCGUAAUGCUGUGCUAAAGCCUCCCAUUGCGGCGGGCGAGACAUACGCUAUCAUUGAGUUCGUAGACGACGAGAUGACGAAGCACGCCGUCUUGACGUUAUCAGAUCAGUACAAUUGGCGCACGGGCAUGCAGGUGGUGCUCUUUGACGGCACAAAUUGUGACAAGUUGAAGCAGAAAAUGUUUCCAGUGGAACUUGGUGGUGAUCGCCGUCGUGCCAAAUCGGCUUCUGCAGUUACGCGCCCUGUGCACGUAGAGUCGGUCGGUGAAGGCUUGGACGAUCUUCGUGAGGGCAAGGUGAACACUGGUACCGUUUACUCUAUCCGUGGUGCCGGUGGACUCAUUACACCGACACGACAGGAUUCGGCCUGUAUCUCGUUUCGCCUUAUUCCCGAUGAAGACGGAAAUGUGGACAUUCGACAGGGUGACUACGUGUCUUUUACUGUUGGCAAGAACAAGAAGAGCGGUCGAAAGUACGCUAGUAAAGUCAAGCUGGAGUUUCGUCCGCCCUCGAACCUGACGGGUGAUGCCAGUAAUGGUGGUGGUUUGAGUGGUUUGGCUGCAUUAAGUGGAGGCUCGUCAAGUGGAAAUGGGCAGAAGGACUACUUUGCGCCAUCGCCAAGUAGAUGGGAGUCGCGUAGCCGUGCAGCGACAGUGGGUGCUCCAGCCCAGCCGGCAGCUUUCCGUACUCGUUCGUCGUCGUCAGGCACGCGCCCAAAGCUGAACCUGUCGUCGCCGCGGAUGGCGCAGUCACCCGUACACAACAACACUGUUGGGGGCAAUAUGUUGGCGCCCCCUCCAGGUAUUGGACCUACCCAGUUGUACCGCCAGGCUAUCGGGCCGGAUGGCACGCGUGGCUUUGGCUUCCGUCGUACCGGUGGUGAGCCACCGGAGAUGGCACCGGAACUUAAGUUUCCGGUCAUGGAGCGUCGGAGAACGCGCUCGUCGGGAGGUGCCUGGUAG